Mesorhabditis spiculigera is the source of this 561-nucleotide messenger RNA. The record is from the annotation of a GenBank genome assembly. NCBI's taxonomy places the organism in Eukaryota, Metazoa, Nematoda, Chromadorea, Rhabditida, Rhabditidae.
AUGCAUAUUGGGAGAAUGGUGUCUGGCUUUGGGCAUGCGGCGAGAUCGACGAGUGGGCGCUACUGCGCGGCGUUGCACGAAGAAUUCGUGGCGCUUGACAGGAAGAACAAGAACCUGCAGCGGCGCAUUAUCGAUGAAGAAUAUGAGGCAAAAAUUGCCACCCUCUCGCUCUUCGAAACGGUGCCCUUGAAGCCCGUGAUCCAACAGCGCCGCCGACCCUUGCAGAAUGUUUUGAACAUGGACCAAGGUGUGAGGCGUGCUGCGUCGGUUUUCCCUGGAAUUCCGCAACGCCGCCCGUUGGAACACGUGUGCUCGGAUGUCUGCAAGAAGCUAGCCCACGAUGUCGAGGAAGCCAGGCUGCAGCACGCGAAAUUGAUGAAGCGCGCCAUGCAAAAGCCCCUGCCGCCUGCGCCCAAGAGAGGAGCACUGAAGCGCCGCGCAUCCACUUCUCCUCCACAAGCAGCGAAGCGUGUGCGAUUCGCGCCCGACGUGACGCCCCAGCCCUACCUGCAGACCGCGACAAUGACCCUGACGCGGCCCUCGUUCAACAUCUUCUCAGCC